Colletotrichum karsti is the source of this 2616-nucleotide messenger RNA. RefSeq names its product cell cycle checkpoint protein rad17. The transcript has a single exon. Lineage: Eukaryota; Fungi; Ascomycota; Sordariomycetes; Glomerellales; Glomerellaceae. The record is from RefSeq and is a predicted model, not a curated record. Gene Ontology annotation, molecular function: ATP hydrolysis activity; chromatin binding. The coding region runs from base 1 to 2616 and encodes 871 amino acids. Gene Ontology annotation, biological process: DNA damage checkpoint signaling; DNA repair; mitotic DNA replication checkpoint signaling.
AUGGCCCCGCCCGCCAAAAGAAGGAGGCGCAAUGUCGUCGUCGAGUCGGACGAUGAAGUAGACGAGAAGCCCAAGACGAACACCCUGGCGAACUACCUCUUUUCGUCGCCAGACUCGAAAUCAGCGAGCAGAAACGCGACCGACUCGCCCAGCCCGACGAAAACGCGCUCUCGCGCCGCCGAACCGAAGAAAUCAGCACCUGCGCCGAAUGUCCUGCAGGCACGAAACGGACAGUCGAACAAAGCCACCAAAAGCCCCAGCACGAGCCCAGAGAAGCCAAAGGCCAAGGGCCAGAAGCGCGUGAAGAUCGAGGAGAAGGGGAGGAAUGGCGACUUAAAGACUUUGUUCUCGAAGCAGGCGCAACGAACGACUGCGAGGCCAACCUCUUCGUCGAGAACGAUUCCUCUAGACGACAUCGUCAGCGACCCGAUAUCCGACGACGACUUUGCGGACCAGAAGGCGAGCACAUCGAGCAUCGUGGGUCAGAAUGCACGAAAGCGGUUCCGGGACAACACACCAACCUCCACGGCAUCCUUCGGCUCGAGCCAGAAGUUCCUCAAACCUGCACGCCCGACAGCACCGGUGGCCUUCGAUGACGAUCUCCGACCGUGGUCAGAGCGCUUCGGGCCCGUCAACCUGGAUGAGCUCGCCGUACACAAGAGAAAGGUGGCGGAUGUGCGGAAGUGGCUGGACGAUGUUGUGGGCGGGCGCUUGCGCCAGCGACUGCUGCUGUUGAAAGGCGCGGCAGGUUCGGGAAAGACAACAACGAUGAGACUGCUGGCGAAGGACAUGGGCGCUGAGCUGCUGGAAUGGAGGAAUCCUACCAGUGCGAACGGUGCGAACCUCGGAUACUCGUCUGCGUCGUCUCAGUUUCAAGAGUUCCUCGGCAGGGGCGGGAAGUUUGGGCAGCUUGAUCUCGAUCUGACGGCAGAAGCACCCCGUCCAAAGAGCGAAGUCCCCGAUCCUUCGUCGCAGAAGAUCAUCCUCGUUGAGGAGUUUCCGAACACCUUUUCAAAAUCUUCAACGGCUUUGACCUCGUUCAGAAAGUCCCUCCUAGAGUACCUCGCGGCAAACACGCCAUCCCUCACAGCAUUCGGACGCCGUUCUUCGAAUGAGCCUAUCACUCCGGUCGUUCUAGUCAUCUCGGAAACGUUACUGACCACGACAUCGGCAUCCGCAGACAGCUUCACUGCGCACCGUCUACUUGGUCCGGAGAUUCUGCGACAUCCCGGUACGCGGAUCAUCGAGUUCAAUCCCAUCGCGCCCACGAUCCUCGCGAAAGCCCUGGAGGGUGUGGUGCUCAAGGAAGCUCGCAAAUCUGGUCGGAAACGCACGCCUGGACCUCAAGUAUUGAAGCGACUAGGCGAGAUUGGAGACAUCCGCAGCGCUAUCUCGUCAUUGGAGUGGAUGUGCUUGAAAGGCGAUCAGGACGCCGACUGGGGCGCCAAAGUCGCCCUGAAGCAGACGAAAGCAGCCAAGGCAGGCAUCGCCUUAACGAGGGGGGAGCAAGAUACCCUGGAGCUGAUCUCCCAGCGCGAGGCGAGUCUCGGUAUCUUCCAUGCCGUGGGCAAGGUGGUUUACAACAAAAGAGAGGAGGCACCGGCAACCAAUGCGGCUGAGGAGCUGCCUAGCUAUCUAGAGCAUUACUCGCGGCCGAAGCCGUCAGAAGUCAAGGUCGACACUUUGAUAGACGAGACGGGGACGGACACGCAGACUUUCAUCUCCGCCCUCCACGAGAACUACAUGUUUUCUUGCGAGACCGUUCCACCGAUGGACGCGUCGACGCCACUGGACUAUGUCAACGGCUGCAUAGAGUACAUCUCAGAGAGCGACCUUCUGUGCCCCUCGUCGGACAUUUUCUUCGGUGGAAGAGGUGCUUAUGCUGGUUUCAGCAGAGACACCGGCAGUCAUGUGCUGCGGCAAGAUGAAAUCGCUUUCCAGGUCGCCGUCAGAGGAAUGCUCUUUUCGCUACCGUCGCCCGUCAAGCGGAAGGCCUCGACUGGCGCCAAGGGCGGAGACCAGUUUAAGAUGUUCUACCCGACCAGCAUCAAACUGUGGCGACAAAAGGAGGAGUUCGAGAGUCUGGUAGACUUCUGGUCCACGAAACUGAUGAAAGGUGAGGAGACAGCACCGCGGAAGGGACUCUUGGAAAACGCCAACGCUUUCCGACGGCCGAAGCAGACGGACGUGGGCAGUUGGAUGGCUAAGCGCCAGUCGAAGCCCGCACCCACGAUCGAAACGAAACCCGAGACCGACUCGACGCCGCUUCUUUCGCUGGGCAGCUCGGCUCGCAGAGAGAUGUUGCUCGAGCGUCUACCGUAUAUGGCCGCCAUCGUCCGCGGACGCAAGUCGACGUUACACUCGUUCAAGCUUAGGGAUCUCGAAAAGGUGGUUUCUUUCCAGGGCAUCGGGCCGCCGACCGCGGACGAUGACGAAGCGGAGGAGGCACCGGAGGACGAUGUCAUGACGGGCGACGCGUGGGCGACGGAUAAGCCGUCGGAGGAGAUGACGCCGCGGAAAAAGGGGGCGUCGAUCGAGCAUCGGGGCGAUGGGUCGGUUGCGGGGUUGCAGGUGCAGGAUUUGGUGAUUAGUGACGAUGAUAUUGAGGAUGAUUGA